AUGGGUGACCCCAAAACCGUGGGAGAUGCAGAGGCGAGCCUCAUUGGUGAGAGGCGCCUUGACUCGCCACCAGCCUCAGUGACCUCAUGGGACGAGGAAAGCAACAACAAGAUGGCUCAAGAUACAGCGACAUCAACUCCAAGUCCGCAUGAGAAGGAACUGCUGGAUAAACAGUUGCAGUUCUGUGACACGGAGGCAUCAUUCUUCGGUCUCUAUAGACAUGCAUCCUGGUUUGAUAUCAUACUCGUUGGCAUCAGUACGAUUUCGGCCCUCAUUUCGGGAGUGUUGCAUCCAACGGCACCUAUUGCCAACGCAUACUUGUUUGAAUUCUUUGCUAGGAUUCCAUCCGAAGGAGAUGCUGUUGCACCUUUGAUUAACCAAUUCUCACUGUAUUACGUUUAUUUUUUCUUCAUCUCCCUGGCAUCGUGGACAAUUGGCACAGCGGGAUUCAUCUACACGGCCAGUAGAAUCGCUCGCAGAAUCAAGAUUCAGUAUUUCGCUGCCGUUCUUCGGCAAAACAUUGCAGUUUUUGACGAUGCGGGCACCGGAGGUAUUCUUUCUCAUCUUACUUCGGACGCAAACAUGAUACAAGAGGCUCUUUCGUCAAAGCUGGCCAUCAGCAUCAAUGCGUUGGGCAAUCUCCUGGGCACAAUUGUCGUGUGUUUUGCCUUGGACUGGAACCUGGCGUUCAUCCUAUCCUGGUCGUUUGUCCUGGGUAGUGUGGUGCUAUACCUUACUGGAAAGGCCACCGUGGGCUAUAGCAGCCGCGCACUUGAGGCCUCAUCAGCGGGCACGACAGUUGUUGAAGAAGCCCUCGGCGCAAUUAAAACCACGGUAGCACUUGGAAUCCAGAAGCAUGUUCAUAAGACCUAUGUAGAGUAUCUACAAAAGGCAUCUAAGAGCGGCUUUGUGCUUAAAACUCUGAGUUCAUCUAUGCUCAGCCUCUGUAUUGCCAGUGGGUAUAUCAACGUUGGUCUAGGCUUCUGGAUUGGCGCAAAACGUCUGACCGAAGGCGUGACCCCUUUCACUCAUAUCGUGACAAUCGCCAUUGUUUUCAAGUCGGCAGCGUUUUGCAUCCUCAACGUUGGCUCGAAUCUAGAGUCGUUCAACAUGGCUGUAGCAGCAGCUAGCCGCAUCUACCGGAUGACUCGCCGAGAGUCACCCAUAGAUUCUGGCUCCGACUCUGGCACUGUCCCUGAUCAGGUCGGCGGCACAAUCGAGGUACGGAACAUCAAGCACAUCUACCCUGGCCGACAGACGGUGACGGUACUGGAUAAUGUAAGCAUCAAGUUCCCAGCUGGGAAGACCACAGCCAUUGUAGGGCCCUCGGGAUCGGGGAAAAGCUCCAUCGCAAGCCUGAUAUUGCGGUUUUACGAUCCAGUCGCAGGAGACAUUUAUCUUGACAACGAAAAUAUAAACACCCUGCAGCUGCAGUGGUUACGCCAGCAAAUCCGUUUUGUGAGCCAGGAACCAUUUUUAUUUAACAAAACCAUCUAUGAGAACAUUGAGGCUGGGCUUGUUGGGCCGCAGUGGGAUAAUGUCUCUGAGAAAGAGAAGCGUCAGCUUAUAUAUAAGUCUGCUAAAGCGGCUCAAGCACAUGAGUUUAUCGAGAAACUGCCGCAGGGUUAUGAUACCAUGAUUGGAGCAAGGGCGUCAAGGCUAUCGGGUGGACAGGCCCAGAGACUGGCAAUCGCUAGAGCCCUUGUUGGUCAACCUCGAAUCUUAAUCCUAGAUGAAGCCACAUCAGCGCUGGAUGGCGAAACCGAGGCCAAGGUUUUGGCAUCUAUGGGAAAACACUACAAAGAUUGUUCAAAGAUUGUGAUCGCACAUCGUCUCUCAACCAUUCGCGAUGCAGACAAUAUUGUCGUCCUACGUUCGGGUCGCGUUAUAGAGGAAGGCACUCACCGUGAUCUAAUGGAGAAAUGCUCAGAUUACUUUGACCUUGUGAAAGCUCAGGAGCUGAGCCCUGAAGACAGCGCUAUGGAAUCGUCCGAGGAAAUAGGAAAGUCUGAUGCAUCCGUUGGCGAUGCAUUGACUGGUGAAAAGGAAAAGAAGGAAAAGGAGAAUGAUGAUAAUGAAACACCAUUCGUGGCUGACGAAGAGCUCGAUAACCGAAUACAGUCAUCCUCAGUUUGGUCUCUUAUCAAAUUUGGAUGGAAGCUCAAUAGGCCAGAAAUAUGGUGGGUGGUGGUCGGCCUUCUUUGCUCCCUCAUUGCAGGAUUCGAAGAGCCCAUGUCCGCCAUCCUCUUUGGCAAAACAAUCACAUCCAUCUCACAACCCCUCACUGAGGCGAGCAACAUUCUUUCCGAAACUACCCUUUACUCAAGGGGUUUUUACCUGCUAGCAGUUGUAAUGUUCAAUGUGGUUGGAGCUGAGGGCAUCAUUUUCGGGUGGUGCUCAGAGAAGAUGAUGAAUCGGGCCCGUAGCAUGGCUCUGGAGAAAAUUUUGAGAAUGGAGGUUUCUUUCUUCGAUAAGAAAGGGAACUCAGCUGGAGCAUUGGCCAAUUUUCUGUCGACUUCAGUCACAGACCUCGCCGGCGUGAGCGGCUCUGCUCUCAGCAUCAUCCUCAUCUGCGCGUCCACCACAAUAUGCGGUAUCGCGGUGGCGCUUGUGUACGGAUGGAAGCUCACGCUUGUGUGCUUCUAUCUCUUCCCAUUGCAAGUCAUUUCAGGUUAUUUGAGUACUUCGCUUGUGGGAGACUUUGAGAUGCAUACGGAGAUAUUCAACAGUGAGGCGGCUGAGUUCGCCAGUGAGGCCUUGUCUGGCAUCCGCACCAUCGCAGCAAUGACAACGGAGAGUAAAGUGCUGAAUGAGUUCAAGGGUACGUUGCGCGCCUCAACAACGAGGGCUCUGAGGGCCAACCUACAGACGUCCUCUCUCUAUGCUUUAGCCCAGGCGAUUUACUAUGCCGGGAUGGCCUUUACGUUUUGGUAUGGUGGCAAACUGAUCAUGCGCAACGAAUAUUCCAUGGACCAGUUUAUUGUGGUGCAAUGUUCCAUACUCUUCAGCUCAUACUCGGCUGGCCUGUUCUUUUCUUGGACUCCAAGCAUUCAAAAGGCGAAGCGGGCUUCCGCGAUGCUGCAGCAUCUUGUCGAUAGGAACUCGACUAUAGAUCCCCUGGGCGAAUCAACUGGUGCCAAACCGAGGAAACUCAAAGGAAAGAUUGACUUUGAAAAUGUCUCAUUCUUUUAUCCCUCACGCCCUGACACCGCUGCAUUAAAGGAUGUCUCUUUCAGUAUCGCCGCUGGCUCACAUGUGGCUUUCGUGGGCGCCACAGGCUCCGGGAAAAGCACCAUAAUCUCGAUGAUUGAACGAUUCUAUGAUCCUUCGCAAGGCACUGUGUGUCUUGAUGGGAAUCCACUAAACUCUCUGCAAGUGUCAGAAUAUCGGCAGCUUAUUGGCCUUGUUGAUCAAGAUCCCGUGCUUUACAAUGGUACCAUUGAGAGCAACCUUUUAGCUGGACUCGACGAUGAGCAGAGGGAAAGCCCUUCCAGAAUUAGCAUGGAGGAAGCAUGCAAACAGGCCAACAUAUAUGGCUUUAUCAAAGCAUUGCCGGAUGGUUUCAAUACCGCUGUUGGAAAUCGGGGCACUCAGCUCAGCGUUGGUCAGAAGCAAAGAAUCGCUCUAGCAAGAGCGCUGAUUCGGCAACCUACUAUUCUCCUGUUGGAUGAAGCCACAUCGGCACUGGACUCCCAGUCCGAGACGCUUAUCCUUGACGCCCUAGAAAAGGCCAAGGAAAGCCGUACCACAAUCACUGUCGCUCAUAGAUUAAGCACCAUUAUCAAGGCAGAUCGGAUAUAUGUUUUGGAUCAAGGCAUCAUUAUAGAGGCUGGUAGCCAUGCACAGCUGAUGGCUAAAAGAGGGAAGUAUUAUGGCUUGUACACUGCAAGCACGGGUGGACAGGGAUCAUGA
Molecule: messenger RNA, 3912 nt
Organism: Trichoderma aggressivum f. europaeum
Lineage: Eukaryota; Fungi; Ascomycota; Sordariomycetes; Hypocreales; Hypocreaceae
Exons: 3
Coding region: 1-3912 (1303 amino acids)
Biological process (GO): transmembrane transport
Cellular component (GO): membrane
Molecular function (GO): ATP hydrolysis activity; ATP binding; ABC-type transporter activity
Source: RefSeq, a predicted model, not a curated record